Penicillium coprophilum is the source of this 1086-nucleotide messenger RNA. RefSeq names its product ketopantoate reductase family protein. Gene Ontology annotation, molecular function: 2-dehydropantoate 2-reductase activity; NADP binding. The transcript has a single exon. The record is from RefSeq and is a predicted model, not a curated record. Bases 1 to 1086 code for a protein of 361 amino acids. NCBI's taxonomy places the organism in Eukaryota, Fungi, Ascomycota, Eurotiomycetes, Eurotiales, Aspergillaceae. Gene Ontology annotation, cellular component: cytoplasm; mitochondrion. Gene Ontology annotation, biological process: pantothenate biosynthetic process.
AUGUCCUCCAUUUCACUCGCUAAAUCGGUGCCGCGCUUUCGUGUACACAUAAUCGGUCUCGGUAGCAUCGGCACUUUUGCUGCACAUGCUGUGUCUGAAAUUCCGAAUGGGCCGUCGGUGACUCUCCUUCUGCAUCGAAGAUCACUUCUUGAGACCUACUGCCAGAACGGAAAUCAAAUCCGAUUCGAGUCCACAGACGGGAAGCACCUUGUUUCACGCGGAUAUGACUUGGAAACAAUUUACAACGACCAAUGGCACCUGACAACACCGCCAAGCCCAGAUUCCCCAGUGGGUAGGGAUGAGAUCCAACAUCUAAUUGUCUGCACGAAAGCAACGCAGACUGUAUCGGCCCUCCGCCCACUCGUCCCCCGCUUAAACCGUGCUUCGAAUAUUCUCUUUCUCCAAAACGGCUCCGGGGUGAUCGAAGAGGUCAACAAGCAUUUAUUCCCAGAUCCCUCAUCUCGACCAAACUAUCUCAUUGGUGUGAUCUCCCACGGAGUAACGCUCAAUUCUCCCUUUAACAUCACCCACACUGGGGUUUCGGCGACUUCAAUAGGGCCUGUCCCAUCCUACCCCUCAGCGAACGUCGAUAUACCGGAUUCUCAGUCCUCCUACCUUCGUCAAACUUUACCCGAUUCCCCAAUCCUGAGCUUGACCUCAUAUUCCUACACUGAUAUUCUCCAAAUUCAACUCGAGAAACUGGCCGUCAAUGCUUUCUGCAACCCAAUCUGUGCCCUGAACGACGCCCAGAACAAAUUCUUGUUUAGUGUGCCAGAAACGCGGCGGGCAAUCUUGACUGAGAUCUCGGAGGUUGUCCUCUCCCUCGGCGAGUUGCAGGGCGUUCCCGGCUUAAAAGAGAGAUUUUCGGUGGAUCGAUUGGAGCAGACGGUUCAUGCAAUCAUUGAAAAGACGGCGAAUACCACUUGUUCUAUGGUCUGGGAUCUUAGGUCAAGACGGGAAACUGAAAUUUCCUUCAUCAACGGGAGUUGGAGUCAGAUGGGUCGGGCGGUUGGUGUUGCGACGCCAGUUAAUGAUGAACUUGUUGAGAAGAUUUUGAAGAUUCAGGGCUCGAGUAGACAGAUUUAG